This is a messenger RNA of Xenopus laevis (African clawed frog), 3258 nucleotides long. It is a transcript of the gene gsk3b.L, whose product is annotated as glycogen synthase kinase 3 beta L homeolog. Lineage: Eukaryota; Metazoa; Chordata; Amphibia; Anura; Pipidae. The record is from RefSeq and is a predicted model, not a curated record. Gene Ontology annotation, biological process: negative regulation of signal transduction; signal transduction; insulin receptor signaling pathway. Gene Ontology annotation, molecular function: nucleotide binding; protein kinase activity; kinase activity. Gene Ontology annotation, cellular component: plasma membrane; beta-catenin destruction complex; cytosol. Bases 1685 to 2965 code for a protein of 426 amino acids. The transcript has 11 exons.
CACAUUGGAGAAGCUUGGUAAUGCGAUAGCCAAUCAUAAAGCGGUAUCUAUAUACGUCAGCCAUUGAGAAAGGAGGGGGUAGCGCUGAGUGGAGACUGAGGAGAGCGACUAUUGGUUAGCAGCGUCGUCUCCUUUACCCCCCCUUUUUCUGUAUUCCCUGUAGCUGAUUGGUUUCCACGGGCUGGUGAGUGACGCGGGCGGGGCGCGGCGAGAGCAGAACGUCAUGUAGGAACUAAUGAGAGACCGCCCCCUCUCUUGCCCGUAUUCUCAGAGCAGAGUUACGCAGUUUUGGUUGCGUGCGGCUCCUUGGCCGCGCUGUGAGCUACGUCAUUGAGCAGAGAGGGAGGAGAGGAUUGCGGGGAAAAAGACCGACUGGCAAAUGCGGUCAGUCGGACGGAGAGUGACAAAGGGAAAGAGACCGAGCAGGAAGCGGUUACCGGACACGGGGGAAAUCUCCUCAUCCUACAGCCCCGCGCGAGGGAUUCUGGGACAGCGUCGAGCUGAGGCGCAACGGGAACCGAAUUCCGCUGAUUUGUUACUGAGCCCCGGCCCUGACUCCAACCGCCCGGCUCUCUCUCUGCUGCUGAGUGUGAGGAGGAACCAUGGCCUGUGCCCGGAAUUAAACCCCAAUUGCCCCUGAUAAUACCCCCUGUGGGGCAACUCCCCUUGCUCUGACCCUCUCCUGCCCCCACUGACCCCUUCUUGCCCCUGAGGCACCACCUGCCCCUCCAUAAUUACCCUCUGGGCACAAUCUGCCCACUGACUCACCUACCUGGGCAAUUUAUUAGCCCUGAGACUUCCACCUGCCCCUGCUAAUACCCCACUAAUACCCCCUCACUAAUACCCCCACUAAUACCCCACUGGAGCAGUGAGCUUCCCACCCACCUCAUUAUCCCCCUGGGGCAACAUUUCAGCUUUGCCUGUGGAACCUUUCCCUGAACCCCCAUUAAGAGCAACAUUUUGCAGCCCAUUGGGGUAAAACCAAAUCUUUACUGGGGGAACUGUCCUUCUCCCCCUCCUGAGACCACAUAUAAGCUGAGCUACUGGAUCCUUCCUCUACAAGCUGCCCGUUACCCUCCCUGUAGUGCAGUAUCAUUGCUUGUAACUGCCCCUCAUACUUCAAGUAUUGCCCCUUCAGGCACAAGCUUUGGGCAACAUCUUCACUGUUCUCUGGAAGCUGCUCUUACACUGGUCCCUCACCCAUCUGUGGGCCAAUCCUGGAACCUGCACCCAAUAUUCCCAUCACAAAGAAACAGUAGCCCUGUGCCACCCUGAGCAUCAUCUGUGGCCCCUGCAGUGACAAUCCUGUGGCCCCUGCAGUGACAAUCCUGUGGCCCCUGCAGUGACAAUCCUGUGGCCCCUGCAGUGACAAUCCUGUGGCCCCUGCAGUGACAAUCCUGUGGCCCUUGCAUCUGUCACUAAGACUCUUGGCUUCAGCUUCUCUGCUACAUGGCCUUCUGACCCCUUUGCUGCCAUAUUGUGUCUCCCCCCGACUAGAAGGAGCCCGAGGGAUGGUCUAUAAAUAGUGACCGGCGGAGGGGACAGGUGACAAUACAAAGGUGGUGGGAGAGGGACCCUUUGUGUAAGGGCUGAGAAACUUAUUGUGCGUUGGGGUCUUGAUGCUCUUGCCCUCCAUCUGGCUUUGAUCUAGAAGAGAAGGAGGUGAGGGAGGAGCCGGAGAAUCAUGUCGGGAAGGCCGAGAACCACUUCCUUUGCAGAAAGCUGCAAACCCGUGCAACAGCCGUCAUCUUUUGGCAGCAUGAAAGUCAGCCGAGAUAAAGAUGGCAGCAAGGUAACCACAGUAGUAGCGACCCCAGGCCAGGGGCCCGACAGACAGCAAGAAGUCACCUAUACGGACACCAAGGUCAUUGGCAACGGAUCGUUUGGUGUGGUGUACCAGGCCAAACUGUGCGACACGGGAGAGCUGGUGGCUAUCAAGAAGGUGCUGCAAGACAAGAGGUUUAAGAAUCGAGAACUGCAGAUCAUGAGAAAGCUGGAUCACUGCAACAUUGUGCGUCUGCGCUACUUCUUCUACUCCAGUGGGGAGAAGAAGGAUGAAGUUUACCUGAACUUGGUGCUGGACUACGUACCCGAAACUGUCUACAGAGUGGCCAGACAUUACAGCCGGGCUAAGCAGGCGCUCCCCAUAAUCUACGUCAAGUUGUACAUGUAUCAGCUGUUCCGCAGUUUAGCCUACAUCCAUUCCUUUGGGAUCUGCCACCGAGAUAUCAAACCACAGAAUCUACUGCUGGACCCAGAAACUGCUGUACUCAAGCUGUGCGACUUUGGCAGUGCCAAGCAGCUGGUCCGUGGAGAGCCCAACGUGUCGUACAUCUGCUCCCGGUACUACAGGGCCCCGGAGUUGAUCUUUGGAGCCACAGAUUACACCUCCAGUAUUGACGUGUGGUCAGCAGGCUGUGUAUUGGCUGAACUGCUGCUGGGUCAGCCCAUCUUCCCGGGGGACAGCGGGGUGGAUCAGCUGGUUGAGAUAAUCAAGGUCCUGGGUACCCCGACUCGAGAACAGAUCCGAGAAAUGAACCCCAACUACACCGAGUUCAAGUUCCCACAGAUCAAGGCGCAUCCUUGGACUAAGGGUUAUGUCUUUUUGCAGGUGUUCCGAGCACGCACCCCUCCCGAGGCCAUCGCUCUGUGCAGCCGACUGCUGGAAUACACCCCGACCUCCCGCCUCACCCCCCUGGAUGCCUGUGCCCACUCCUUCUUCGACGAACUGCGGGACCCCAAUCUGAAACUUCCCAACGGACGCGAAUUCCCCGCUCUCUUCAACUUCACCACUCAAGAGCUGUCAAGCAAUCCUUCUCUCUCCUCAAUUCUCAUCCCGGCCCACGCUCGCAACCAGGCCGCUGUGUCCACAACAUCAAAUACAACAUCGACAUCAGAUUCAAACACUGGGGAGCGCGGGUCGACCAACAACGCAGCCUCUGCAUCUGCCUCCAACUCCUCCUGAGCCAACAAGCAUGCGCCGCCCACGGGAAAACGGGCAAAAAGUAGCAAGGGGGGUUGGGCAACAGAGAGAGGGGGUGCCACUCACCCUGUCCCUGGACUCCCAUCUCAAAACACUGGCCACAUGUAUCGAGGAUAAAGCUGAAUAUAUAUAUAUAUAUAUACAUAAAGAAACUGUAAAGGAAGCGCCACCUUCUGUUCAUUUUUAGUGGUUCAGUUUUUGGGUUUUUUUUAUUAUUAUUAUUAUUAUUUAACCUUGUAAAAUAUCUAUAAAUACAGAUUUUUUUUUUCUUUUAA